CAAUCGUUUAAUCAAUGAUAAACAUGAAGGAAAAGAAAAUGUGCUAAGAUGGCUCAACAUAUACUAGGGAUAAUAUUCCUUAGUAUCUGGCCCGUGGCUACACAAAGUCAGUUACCAAUGACAUAUAAAACAAUCGUACCAAGAGAAGUCAAGCUCCAUGAAACAUUCUAUAUGUUCUGUGACACUAGCCUUGCUGGGAUUGGCGUAGACCAAACACCGUUAGGAGUUCAGAAAGUACAGCUGACGAUGGGAUCAAUGCAUGCGACGUUUGAUAAUACAACUUAUUCAUCUGCUUUGAAACAAGACUGGCUUGGUUAUUAUUUCGGACGGUUGGUCAACGAACAUGGCUUUUUCGAUGCGAAAAAGAGGAGUCUGCUUAUCCUGGUCCUGAAGGCGGAAGAAUCCGACAGCGGUGAAAUAUGUUGCUCUGUCACUUACCCUAACACCAGCCUCGCAAUGGAGGAGGGCAAACGCUGUGAGACGGUAAAAGUUACCAAUAAAGCAAUAGUCAAUAAAGUGAUAACCCGAGCUAAAGAUCCAGCGCUUAUAAUGUGUGAUGCCGACCUGGCAGGGGUUCCAAUGGACACUACAGAACUGGAAACAUUGACUCUAUCAUGGGUGGAUCAACUACUCGAUGGAAGCUCGAGAGUGUUGUUCAACAUGUCUGUUGAAAUCCCCAAUGGAGUAAACAUACUAAAGAAUCCUGCGAAGUCCCACUGGGCCUACACCCACACUACGCCAGUCGUAAACCCAAACAAGAUGUUUAACAAGACUGAAGUUACCCUUGGGAUAACCAUCAAUGAAACCAGUUACACGGACACUGGGUAUUUCUGCUGCGCCGUUACGUACCUAAACACGGAUGGCGACAAGAUUUUUAAACAUGGAUGCCAAUAUUUAGACGUUGUGAACUGCCCCCUGCGAUCAACGCUAGAAAACGGAAAGUGGAAGAACUGCUCGCCAAAGGGAGGCUGUACCAUUGAGUGCGACCCUGGGUAUGUUCUAGAAGGUCCUGCCACCGUCCACUGUGUUGUUGACGUCAGACAGGCGACGUGGACCGAGCAAGGGAAAUGCGUUCAAGUUGGGUGUGUAGAUCCGCCCAGUGUUGACCACGGCAACUGGAAGAGCCCCUGCGAGCGCACGGUCGGCAGCAUUUGUUCACUGGAGUGUGAAAAGGGCUAUAACUUAGACGGAGCUGACUAUGUCAUGUGUGUUGAAAAGUCCUACCAAUUUCAAUGGUCUAACGCAGGAACCUGCAAACAUGUCGGUGUGACGUGUGAAUUACCACCUGAAGUACAAGACGGCGACUGGAGACAUCCGUGUGAGCACACCGUCGACAGCGUUUGUUAUUUGACGUGUAACGAGGGCUACAUCGUGAGUGGCGUGGACAGCAUCACGUGUCACACAGUGGAUUUAUUGAACGAGUGGUCAGAACAUGGAGAGUGCAAAAAAAUUGCCCCAUACACAAUAAUCGUGCCGUCAUCAGUGAUUGCAACUGCACCAUUUAUCGCCGGAUGUGAAGCGGACUGGUCCAUCCUUAAACAGGUCUACAAACUGGAGCUCUCAUGGAAAACUGAGCGGAACCCAUUGCUGUUUUAUCAUUUCGGCUAUACAAUUUCUAAAGGAAACUAUUCUUUCCUCGGCCAUCACAAUGAGCUGAAAUCGGCCUGGUUAUUUAGCGUGCUCAACAUCCCACCAGAAAACCAGCCUUUCACGGCCAGCCCUAGACUUGAGAUCGAGGUACCGAAGGCGGAUUUUCAAGACACUGGCAUGUACUGCUGUGAGGUCACCUACAAUGAGACACUCGGGACGGUCAAGACUGCGCUUAGCUGUCAAAACCUCACAGAUGAUUCACACAUUUUUUUAAGCGAAGAUAUCCCACUGAGCUUCAUCAGAAACCAAAAUGCAAGUUUCCCUUUAACCUGUAAUGGUGGACCUGACGCAGAAAACAUCUCUAUUUACAGACUACAUGGUUAUAAUCUGACGAUUUUCAGAGAGUCCGAAAUAACCCAUGACAUGCCUAAACUAACCUGUGCAGAUAGUGGGGUUUACAAGUGUCAAGCGAAGCCUAAAAAUGGCACAGUCAUAGACAGAUGGAUGCGAUUAUUUGUAAAUGAUUCUCGACCAAGUCUCUGUGACCUUAAGGAUUUACGUAAAACAUUAGAAGUUUCGUUGAACCAAACAGUUGAUUUCAGCAUUUGUGUAGUUGUGCCAAAUUUGUUUAAAACAAAAUGGAUAGUCUAUCAAGAAAAGGUUUUAACUACUAAAAGUAAAUGCGCACUUAAUCUGUGCAUUGAUUGGUUUCAAUCGUCUGCAAACAAAGAAAUUUAUAUGCCACAUAUUCUACUAGCCGAUGUGUCUCUCGAAGAUAUCGGUGAAGUUUUUAUUCGAAUCGGGACAGGAAAAGAUUUCCGAAGAAACUACAUGAACUUUACAUUCAUUCUUCACAAUAUCGAUAUUAAAACACAUUUGUCGUUGAAAACUGAGAAUAGUGCAACAUUAUUUAUAAUAAUACCUGUAAUUGUUCUGACGAUGAUUGCUGUUGUCACAAGUUUUAUAAUUAUUAAAAAAGUCAAAAAAAGAAAAUUAAGAAACUCUUCUAAAGAUAAUCCAACCGAAAAUGUCGUAGAUGUUGAACUCAUGUACAGAAUUGCUAGGUCACUUAGGAGAAAUUCCCAAGACAUGGCGGCAGACUAUUUGUCCCUGUUUGAUUUCUGUCCUGAUCAACUCCCAGAAAUAAGUGGGGACAACAAAUACGGCGUUCUCGGUGAAAGAUUGGUUGAAGCGAACAUCUACGAAGACAUAGAUGCGAUAGCCAGUUCAAUAAAUGAUGAUACAUCUCAAGACGAUUAUAUACAAACUAUGUGA
Molecule: messenger RNA, 2865 nt
Organism: Physella acuta
Lineage: Eukaryota; Metazoa; Mollusca; Gastropoda; Physidae
Source: RefSeq, a predicted model, not a curated record